AUGCUGCGACGCAACAGUUCUCGAAAGAAGAAUCGCCGCCCAUUGAGUCGAAGCAAAUCGACCAACUCUGUCGCCCGCAGUCCCAUCCGCGAUCUUGAAUCCAUCAACCCUGCCAGGGCUGAACGAGAUGCCAACAUUGCUGCUGUAAUUUCGUAUCAGCGAGCUCAAGAUAGAGACAGUAGCGAGGGAAUGCUACUCCCACGGGACCCUGCGAGCUUCUACCCCGAUAGGAGUGAUGGCACUGGCAGCGUCAUCAGACACAGUCUGGAGCGGACUGACAGUGCUCUGAGCGGUCAUGGCAGUUCAAACAUUGCUCGACAGAAAAGCGUUCGCUUUACCGGGCCGUUAGCUCACCCACGCAGAAAUUUUGCAUCCAGAGCGAAUGGUGGAAGAGAUUCUCCGACAAAAGCAACUUCCGCGAUCCAUGCUUUCGGGAAUGCAAACGCCAGACCCUCAUCCACGCUGUCGUUCCAUAACGAACGACCAGAUAAGUUCUCCCUUACCCGGCGUUACCUAGAGACGCUGCAGCCACCCGACUCGUGUUACCACCCAGAAGAAGAUGCUGCUUCGAUGGCUACAUCCUACAAAAAGGUUAGGAAGUCCCGGUCAAUGGUGACUUCCUCGCAUGCAGAGACAGGGACAAUUUGUAGCAAGACCUGGUCUGCAAGGACUCGCCAGCCACCUACAGUUCCUCAACGCCUGCUUACGAAUAGCGAAAACGAACAGCUAAAGGCUGCAAUGGCCCCCAAUGCCAGUCUCAGAGCUUCUACAUCAAUGAGCUUCCUCAAAACACGGCGACGGCUGGCGGCAUCACGCUCAAGUAGUCGUGCUGAGGAUCAUGAUCUAGCAGUUCAACUUGCUAGAGAGAGGUUUCGACAGAUACAAGAACAAGAUGCGAAAAAGGCUCAAUCGUCUUCUUUGCUACGUCCAAAGCACACACAAAGCGAGGGCUCUCCCUUCCGAAAGUCGAUGCGCGAUACCAGCAACAACACGACAGUCUCGGCCCUUUCUACGAUCUCCGCUUCAAAGCAGAGAGGCAUCCGAAAAACGGCGCGCAAGGUAUCUCAUGGGCUCAGAUCACGACUGCGAGGGCUGUUUGGCAGAGGAAAGAGUUCCGAGGACUCAGACCAGCAUGAACACGAACAAGUCGCGGUGGAGAAGGAUUCAGAUGCAGAGAGUUGCUUGCAGAUUGGGGAUGUCGAGUCGACCGAAGAAGCCUCUAUGUUUCAGGUUACAUCGCAUGUGCCUUCUCUCCACGACGUACCGUCCAACCAGCAGCUCAGGUCUCGCAAGGGUAGCGUUGAAAGCUUUGGAGAUGGCGACCAGCAUAUUCCUGAUGACAAGUCUCGUGUCACCAGCUGGACGAACUCGAUGACAAAUACAGUGACAAGCCAUGGGACUUUUGGAGACUGGGAGAGGCAGCGCCUCUCUGUGAUUAAAGAGAACGGCACGCAUAUUCCUUCGUCAGCUCGAUCGAUUGAAUAUCUGGAGCAGCAAACUAGAGACAUGAUUGCAGACAUGUCGGUUGACAGCGAACGUGUCUACUCAGCUCUUAUGGAGCGACUCGCACGCAAGGAGCCGACGGAUAGGGUCUCGCAGUCUCAACCGGGCUCGGUCAAGUCCAGAGGAACGAACACUAGAGACAGCGACGGUCAAUCCAUCAACAGACAAUGGGAUUGCUCCACAAUUCGGUGCGUUCGGCCUGAUGAUAACAUUUUCACGGAUAAUAGAGACCAUUCCUCUCGAAGUUCAAGCUCAGCCACCGAGGUCCCCGAGCACGAGAACAAGCACCAGUCCCAAGCCGACCACACAUCUACAGCCGAACACAUGGCUGCAUUAGAUUGGAGCGACGAUAGGACUCACUCCGAAAGCGAGCAUACUAGUGUUCUACUCCAGGGCAUGGAACCACAAAGGACGAUCACGCAGAGGAGCUCUGCAUUUUUCGCAAGUCCUUCUUGUCAAUCGUUCCGUUCCCCAAGUCCUUAUCGCCGCGCUCUCAGAGCAAGUCAAAUGAACUCUGAAGACGAACAAGACGCUUUUCAGGGAUCACGGUAUCUACAUUCGCUAUCGACCUUGUGCCUUCCAACCCGUCAGGACAGCAGCCCGUCUUCCGGGAAGGACUUGCAGGUGGGAGAUGCGGAAAGUGUUUACUCUUGUGCGGGCGAUGAUGCAAACCUGGUGCAUGCAGCUUCGGAGAACACCGCGACACAGAAUGAGACCUGUAUCUACAAUGAUCCCGUACCACCACCAGAGAUUCCGGCCCGACUGUCGUACCGCCAACACCAACGAGAUACAUCCACAGCGAGUUCUGUAGAAUGGAAGACCUGGCUUAGCUCAAAAGUGUCGCAGCUCGAAGCACCUCUGACACCAACCAAGCGAGAGAAAUGGAGCGACGUAUUUCCAACACUGGGCCAUGUUAGAGAAAACGCUUCUAUAGGUUCAACACCUGAGCAUUUCACACCUACGAAGGAUGGGGUAACGAAUCGCAGCCCUCUGAGCAACGUCAAGGCCAAUGCGCAACCCUUUCAAGGUGGAGGCAGUCCGACAAGAUCAACGCGUCAAGUCCUGAUAGGAUACGACGAGAAUACAGCACCGAGUUCCAAAGCCAAUACUUACACCAAGGAACGGCCCCCAUCUAUACCGCCCAGGAGCACGUUGCGAGCGGUGCCAUCUCUUCCAAGUGUCGGCUCGAGAGGAUACAAUCCAGACACAGGUUUGGUGAAGGAGAUGCCGCGUAUGCGAUCACUAAAUACAAUAGGACGUCUCAGUUCGACACCGGAGGAAUCCAUCAAUAAGAGACGGUCCCGGACACGCGUCACUGGUUGGCAAGGUUCACCAACCAAGUCAAGCCCUGGGGUUCGUACCCAACCUCCUAGAACCGGAUCACCUGCUCUUCGAGGAGGCUUUGGCCUGAAGUAUCCGAUCAGAUCUCAGAGAGAAGAGAGACAGCCAGGAGACAAAAUGAGGGAUCGAGAGUCUGAUGCUCAAGCGAUGGGUAGUAAGACGAUGGUAGACCUGUUUUUGAGUAGCCGGCGGAACCAAGGAGAUGGUAGAAGUAGUGGAUUUGGAAGUUCACCAGCGGCGUUUCUUUAA
Messenger RNA from Fusarium subglutinans, 3093 nucleotides. RefSeq lists its product as uncharacterized. The coding region runs from base 1 to 3093 and encodes 1030 amino acids. The transcript has a single exon. The record is from RefSeq and is a predicted model, not a curated record. NCBI's taxonomy places the organism in Eukaryota, Fungi, Ascomycota, Sordariomycetes, Hypocreales, Nectriaceae.